This is a messenger RNA of Aspergillus bombycis, 1695 nucleotides long. RefSeq names its product sphinganine-1-phosphate aldolase BST1. Gene Ontology annotation, cellular component: endoplasmic reticulum. Gene Ontology annotation, biological process: carboxylic acid metabolic process; sphingolipid catabolic process. Lineage: Eukaryota; Fungi; Ascomycota; Eurotiomycetes; Eurotiales; Aspergillaceae. The transcript has 3 exons. Gene Ontology annotation, molecular function: pyridoxal phosphate binding; sphinganine-1-phosphate aldolase activity. The record is from RefSeq and is a predicted model, not a curated record. Bases 1 to 1695 code for a protein of 564 amino acids.
AUGUCUUCUCUUAAUCAGACGGCGAAGUCUUUUUCGUUGCUCUUCACGCAGCCCCUGGGAACCAAGUACGAUAUUGCUUCCCGGCUAGUCUGUGCCUUUGUUAUCCUUCAAACCAUUCAUAAUGUCUACGGCAGUAUCACUUGUUAUGGCGUUGUCGGGAGCAUGAACAAGUUUCUAGAAUUGUGCCGGGGAUGGAUAUCUCCGAAAAGCUCACCAGCCCGUCGUAUCUUCAAAAGGGUAGACAAAGACAUGGACGCAAUAUCGAAUAUGAUGGAGCAAAAAUUGGCUCGUCAAGGAGAUGCUGUCAAGAAGAACUUUUGUCUUCCGAAAGAGGGCUGGAGCUUCGAGGAAAUUGAGGCAGAGUUGGAGGAACUGCAACAUUUGGACCAUACGCGAUGGGAGGACGGUCGAGUCAGUGGCGCGGUUUAUCAUGGGGGCAGCGAGCUGCUGGAUAUGCAAACUAAAGCUAUUGGAAAAUUCAGCGUCUCGAAUCCGAUACAUCCAGAUGUCUUCCCUGGAGUCAGGAAGAUGGAAGCGGAAAUCGUAUCAAUGAUCCUCGCCGCAUUUAAUGCCCCCGAAGAUGGUGCAGGGGUGACCACGAGUGGUGGCACAGAGUCUAUUCUUAUGGCGUGUUUGGCUGCUCGGGAGAAGGCUGCAGCCGAGCGCGGCAUCUCAAAUCCAGAAAUGAUCAUUCCGAGUACUGCCCACGCGGCUUUUUACAAAGCAUCCCAGUACUUCAAAAUCAAGCUCCACCUUGUCUCAUGCCCGGCACCUGAGUACAAGGCGUCGGUCACCGAAAUCCGUCGACUGAUCAACCGAAACACGGUUCUUCUAGUUGCAUCUGCACCCAACUUUCCACACGGCAUUGUCGACAACAUCCCAGAGAUCUCUCGAUUGGCAAUUGAGAAUGGUAUUCCAUUCCAUGUUGACUGCUGCUUGGGAUCGCUGGUCAUUGCUUUCUUGAAACAAGCCGGCUUCCCAUCUCCGUACGAAAAUGAAGGAGGCUUUGAUUUCCGACAGCCCGGAGUCACUAGCAUUAGCGUCGACACCCACAAGUAUGGUUUCGCUCCUAAGGGCAGCUCUGUCUUGUUGUAUCGCAAUCGGUCAUACCGAAACUACCAAUAUUUCUUGUUUCCGAACUGGUCAGGUGGUGUAUAUGCGUCUCCAUCGAUGGCGGGAUCUCGCCCGGGCUCAUUAAUCGCAAGUUCUUGGGCUACGCUUAUGAAGAUGGGCGUGUCGGGCUAUAUCAAUAGUUGCCAACAGAUCGUGGGAGCAGCGAAGAGCUUUGAAGCCGCUAUACUCACCCACCCCGCUUUGAGCCCCCAUAUUGGAAUCAUCGGGCAUCCGAUGUCGAGCGUCAUCGCAUUCACGAGCAUAAACAAAGAGAUUGAGACCUACAACAUCGCUGAUGCCAUGGAUGCUCGGGGUUGGCAUCUGAAUGCUUUGCAAUCUCCACCGGCUAUCCAUUGCGCCUUUACAAUACCCACAGCCGAAGCUGUCGAUAGCCUCAUCGCCGAUUUGAUUGAGGUCAUCGGGGAGAUAUUAAUGCAAAAUGAGGAGCGCAAAGUCAAAGGAGAACAGAUUGUACAGCCGCACGGCAAGAGCGCGGCGCUCUAUGGCGUAGGAGGCAGCAUUGACAAUUCCGCAGUCAGCCAGUUUGCUGAAGGGUUUCUGGAUACUCUUUAUAAAGUUUAA